Kwoniella mangroviensis CBS 8507 is the source of this 639-nucleotide messenger RNA. RefSeq lists its product as uncharacterized. The transcript has 2 exons. The record is from RefSeq and is a predicted model, not a curated record. Lineage: Eukaryota; Fungi; Basidiomycota; Tremellomycetes; Tremellales; Cryptococcaceae. Bases 1 to 639 code for a protein of 212 amino acids.
AUGACGACCACCUCCGAAGACUCCGUCCUAUCCCUGUCCUCAUUAUCCUCCGCACCAGCCCUCGAAUCACUCCUAGUACUCCUCUUCGAGCCCUCCACCGCCUUGCGUAAUCUCUUAGUCCCCUCGGUGCUCCUCCGACUCACCGCUCGCUCAGAGCCUCCUUCAAGCUACAAUGAGCUCAUAGAUAUCUGUCAGGAAGUAUCGAGCGACUGGACAUGGGAUGAGAAAGCUGAAUUCAUAAGUGGACAUCCGAUGAUUGGAGAGGUCAAAGGGUUAAGUAAGUUGAGUGGGAAAGAACAGGGUAAUUCGACUGCCACGCCGAAAGUAGUCUUGGAUAGACUUGCCCAUCUGAAUGAGCUUUAUUGUACCAUCUUCCCUGGCCUGAGAUACAUAACAUUCGUGAAUGGACGUUCAAGAGCAGCGAUUAUACCUGAAUUUGAAUCGAUCUUAAAUCUCCCCCUCUCACCUCAGCCUCUCUCUGAUGAUUUUUCCACAAAUCAACCUUCCUUAGACUCGGAAGAAGUAAAACGCCGGAUCAAAUUGCCUGAGAGCGACGCAUGGAAGAAAGAGUGUAAGAGGGGUUUAGGCGAUGUAUGGUUGAUUGGAAGAGCAAGAUUAAAGGGACUGGGUUUACAAUGA